Molecule: messenger RNA, 892 nt
Organism: Ilex paraguariensis (yerba mate)
Lineage: Eukaryota; Viridiplantae; Streptophyta; Magnoliopsida; Aquifoliales; Aquifoliaceae
Source: the annotation of a GenBank genome assembly
CUCUCUCUGCUAAAUCUAACCCUAGUGUUACAGCUCCACCAGCGUAAGUCACCCCAACCACACAGCCCCACUCCUCCACUCGAACGCCAUAAUCCCCCUCCCUCCUCUGCUUCAGUCGCGCGAUUCUCCUCACAACACGAGCACAGUAUCCUGCCAUGGCACGGGGUGGCAGAUCACGAUCUCAAGUGGGAUCUACCAUGUCGGCAGAAGCAACAGAAGCAUCAUCACCAUCAACAACAUCUUCACUGCACUCUGAGUCAUCUGUCGAGAUGAUGACGACUGAUCUUGCUCCACUAGUGGUACGGUGGAGGAGAGUACUACAAGGAGGAUUGAGGCGGUGGAGAGAGAGAACCAGCAGCUAUGAAUUGAGAUAGAUGGGUUGAGAGAGGAGAUGAGGAGCAUUAACCGUGCAAUAGAGGACCUACGUGCACAACAAGAGAGACGGGUUGAGGAGAUGUUUCAUAGUCUGAUUGCACAACAAGAGAGGCGGGUUGAGGAGAUGUUUCAAAGUUAUGUUGCGGGCUUUCAGAUUCCUGGGAAUCCCCAACCUUCACCUUCACCUUCGUGGCCUCGAUCUGAGCAUAGUUGCGGCGUAGCAAUGUGACCCUGUCAGUUUUUGAAAACCCGACUGCUCAAUCAUGAACAAUGGUUCUUUUACCCUCAGUGAAGUGUUUCCGGUGACUUCUGCUUCGUCUCUAUUACAAACCAACCAGCAGAUUCAUGAAGAUAUCAAACUAUCACCUAUCACCUAUAGGGGCAGAAAGGAUUGAAAAAUGACUCAAAACAGACACCUACAAAAUAGUGGUGGGAAGGACAUCAAAUAGGGUGAGCCCACUAAGCAAUGUGGUCUAGGUCUAGUCCACACCAAAAAGCUUAAGGAAUCCAAAGGAGC